This is a messenger RNA of Polistes dominula (European paper wasp), 3032 nucleotides long. It is a transcript of the gene Zw10, whose product is annotated as Zeste-white 10 kinetochore protein. NCBI's taxonomy places the organism in Eukaryota, Metazoa, Arthropoda, Insecta, Hymenoptera, Vespidae. The record is from RefSeq and is a predicted model, not a curated record. Gene Ontology annotation, cellular component: chromosome, centromeric region; RZZ complex; nucleus. Gene Ontology annotation, biological process: mitotic spindle assembly checkpoint signaling; mitotic cell cycle; endoplasmic reticulum to Golgi vesicle-mediated transport.
UCAUUAAAUAUGUAUACCAAGGAAAUAUAAAACAUAUAUAAAUAUCGCAAAAUAAUGAUGGUUUAUUUGAAAUUACAUUUGAACACUUUCAAAUUUACCGCUUUAAAAUUGGACCAAUCAAAAGUUGACGCUAUUGCGCAUGUACAAAUGUUCUAUCUAGUAACCGUAUCCUAACAGAUCUAGUAACCUAACCUAACAGACCGAAUGCAUUUUUACCACCAAACUGAUGUCAAAUGAAAUAUUAGCUGUUUUUAUUUGAACAUCAAGAUUUUCUGCAUAUCAAAUAAAUUUAUAAUUUUUCAAUAUGACAUCAUUUUUAACCGAUGUGUUAAUUACAGCAGAGCAAGUGGAAAAACUCAAUCUUCAAGAUAAAAUAGCUCAAAUACAGGAGGAAAUAGUGAAAUUAAAAUAUGAUGUGAAAGAUUUCAUGGAUGUUAAUUAUAUUGAAUUUUCGUCGAAAUUAACGAAAAAUCAACGUUUAGUUUCUAAAGCUGAAUUACUUACACAGGAAAUGAACGAUUUACAAAAGAGAAUAGAUGAUCAGAUCAAAAUAGAAUUAUCUGGAUCCACGAAGGAAUUACAGAAUCUGUCAUUAGCGUUAAAAGAAUCAAACCUUUGUUUUUUAUUAUCCAAACAAUUGUUAUCGCUUGAUGAAUACAUCAAGUCAAUAAAGCAGUAUCAAGAAGAACAACGAUACGUUGACGCUGCCAAAAGCUUAUGUGCAAUGCAAGUGUUAUUGGAAAAUCCAGAAAAUAAUAUACAAGAUCUUGAAAUAUAUAAUGUCAUCAAAGAGGAAUAUAAAAAUUUACACGAUUCAUUUUUAUCUCAUGCCUCUUUGCUUUGGCAUGAACGAAUUUGUUGGACCGAUGUAGAUGAUAAUAAAGAUGAAGCUAUUGUAACACUUCAUAUUAAGGAUAAACUAGAAAACAUAGAAGAUUUAAUUCGUGGUUUGCAUUAUGUCAACAAACUUUCCGAUCAUUUAGACAAAUUUUUAGAUUCUGUUAUGAAUCAUAUAAUUCGAGCUAUUAUCAAUGAGGAAUGCUUGGUGUUUGUUUCGAAAGAAAACGUAUUCACGAUUAAAUAUAUCGAUAGAAAAAAACAACCAAAUUAUAAAAGUGUAUUGCAUAAUUUAAAAUUAUUAUUUAGAUAUCUUCAUGAACAUUUUAACAUUGUAAUAGACAAUAAUGAAAGUUUACUUAUGAAAAUGCAGCCAUAUAUUUUAGACAAAUUAGCGGAAAGUCUUACAACGAAUUGUAUAGCUAGAACUAUACCUACUUCUACUGCGGAAUUAAAAAAUUUUGAACCGGUAAUUGAAGAGAUUAAUGACUUCCAAAGUUAUUUAGUAGAAAUUGGUUUCAUUAAGGAAACACAAUUAUUCUUGAAAGAAUACACCGAUAACAUAGACACUAUUUUUAUCGAUAAAAUAUGCCAAGAUUUAAUGGUCAAAGCAAAAACUAUUAUCAGGAAAGAUCUUCAUGAUUCGAUUAAACAUAUAUCCGAGACACCAUUAAAAUUUCCAAGCAAUGAAUUAGAGAACGAAGAUGUACCAAUUCACAGAUACUUAAAUGAAUCUUCUUUUCAACUAUCAACUUGUCAAAUAAGCAAAAGCGCAAAAGAAAUACUAGAUCUUGCAAGAAGCAUUUUGGACGAAGCUUGUGACAGUUUGGAUGCUUCCGCAGUCAGGCUGUUCUAUACAUGUAGAAAUAUAUUUGAAAUGUAUGCAGGAUUAGUACCUGAACAUCACCGAAAAUUUUUGGAAACAAUACCACAACAAGUCGCUUUAUUCCACAACAACUGUAUGUAUCUCGCACACCAUCUACUCACAUUGGCACACGAAUACAGGGACAAGCUGCCAGGAUCAUUGCAACAACUUAAUUUAACGUUUGCUGACCAAACGCUGAUACUGCGCAAUGUGGGUUCCGAAUGUUUUCUAGAACACAUGAGAUAUCAGAGGAAUAUUAUUAUAGAUAUACUUAAAGAGUCAGGCUUAGCGGUGCUAGGUCAAGUCUCAGAAUUACCUUCAUCUACCGAACGUGCAUUAAGACAAUGCAUCAGACAAUUGGAAUUGUUGAAAACUGUCUGGUUGGAUGUUUUACCUAUCAAUGUUUAUUGUACAGCCGUAGGAUGCAUCACUAAUUCCAUGGUCGAAGAUUUAAUAAUAAGAGUUACAUCCGUUGAAGAUAUACCAGCCGAUGUAGCCUCCGAUUUGGUGAUAAUGUUCAAUAUGGUAGCAACACGAGCACCAAUGAUAUUUCCGGAAUCUGACGAGAUGUCACAAUAUGUACGAAAGUGGACUAAAUUUGUAGAACUUAUCAAAGUUCUUGGUGCAUCAUUAAAAGAAAUUGAAAUUAGAUGGGCAAAUGGGAAAGGUCCUCUUGCAAAAGAAUUUACAGCUAUUCAAGUAAAACAACUUAUUAGAGCAUUAUUUCAAAAUACAGAAAGAAGAUCAGUUCUCUUAGCUUCUAUCAAGUAAUAUAAUACUGUAUUAAUAUGUUAUUAAUAAUCAGUGAAAAGAGAACAUUUAUUUCGUAUUCUAUGGCAUUUCAUGGCAUUCGCAUCAUCUGAAAGAUUUUCUUUUAUCAUUUGAUAUGUAUGUUUAUCCCUCCCUCCAUAGUUAUAUAUAUAUUAACCAGGGGACCAGACUAGAACCAACGUAUUCACCAAAUGUUCUUGUUUUGUCGAAGUAUCAUCUUUUUCCAUCCAUGGAACAUUCCUUGAGAAACAACAAAAUUCCUAUGUUACACUAAAAAAUAAUGCUUUACUUCCUGGUCCCCCCUAAUAUAUAUAUAUAGAGAGAGAGAGAUGGGAUUUAAAUGGGAAAAAAAUUUUGUAAUACAAAUUGCAAUCAACUCUAAAUGUUUUAAAUCCCAUCACUAAAUUAUAUAAAUAUAUAUUUUUUUGUAAUCUUUAUAUUAUUUGACAAGCUUUUCAUGCAAUCUAUUUUUAUACGACCCAUUUCGCGUAUGUAAGUAAAAACUCUUGGCAUCCAAAGUAUUUUAUAUGUUUUUUUUUCGUGUUGCAAUAAAUCUUUG